UUCCGUCGCCAUGGUGACCAGCAGACACCAACAACCCGACGUUUCGACAUGGCGUCUAAGAAUAGUCCGCUUGAGACUAAGUUUUCCUUCAACCUCCUCCCAAACAAGACAUUUUCUUUCCUUCAGGACAAAACCACGCUACAACUCCUCAUGAAAUGGUCCAUGCUAGGGCGUAUCUCAGCCCAGGCCUUCAGCUUUGACCAGACCUUCUACCCAUACAACAGCCACGACUUUACACUGAGUUUCUUCAGAGACCCCUGUGUGCUGACCAACCUCAGGAAGAUGGAGGCUGGAGCCUGGGUUACUCUGGAGGGUGAGGUGGUGUGUGUACAGGUAGAGGUAGUGCCGUGCAGUAAGGUCACCAUGGAGAUGUUUGACCCUCUCUACUCCAGUGGAAUCAUCACAGCCUCUGGACACAUCACCAAAUGUUUCCAUGACACCUACCCUGACUACGACCUACUGAGACAGAUGCUGCAGGAGGAGGAUGGAGUGAUGGAGAGGAGAGAGUUCCUGUUUCUUCUGUUUAAACACGUGACUCUGGGAGGAGAGCUGUGUCAGUAUGAAGACACCAUCCACCCCUACAUGGACACCACUAGAUCCAUCUAUAGGGACCUGGUCAGUGUUCAGAAGAAUCCAGAGAGCAAGGAGAUCAGUGUUGUUUCCACUGUCAUCAAAGUCUCUGCUCUGGAUGCAUCCGGUGUGAUUUACCCAGCCAGAGAAAAGGAGGAUCAGUCAUUCUCCUACCUCAUAGUGGACCCCUUCAGAAGACAUGUCUAUGUGUUCUACCACUGUUAUGGAGUAGGCGCCUUCACGCUGUAACACACACACCAAUCCAAUGUUUUGGACAAUCUGCUAGGGGGAGUGAAUGAGUUCCUACUUCAGGGAGAAUGAGGAGAAACUGAGUUGGUCUAUUAUCUCAGGAAGUAGCCUGCUAGGAUGGGCUGUUCCUUCUACAACUACUGGAGGACUGUUCCUUCUACAACUACUGGAGGACUGCUGUUCCUUCUACAACUACUGGAGGACUGCUGUUCCUUCUAUAACUACUGUAGGACUGUUCCUUCUACAACUACUGGAGGACUGCUGUUCCUUCUAUAACUACUGGAGGACUGUUCCUUCUAUAACUACUGUAGGGCUGUUCCUUCUAUAACUACUGGAGGACUGUUCCUUCUAUAACUACUGUAGGGCUGUUCCUUCUAUAACUACUGGAGGACUGUUCCUUCUAUAACUACUGUAGGACUGUUCCUUCUAUAACUACUGGAGGACUGUUCCUUCUACAACUACUGGAGGACUGCUGUUCCUUCUAUAACUACUGGAGGACUGUUCCUUCUAUAACUACUGUAGGGCUGUUCCUUCUAUAACUACUGUAGGACUGCUGUUCCUUCUAUAACUACUGUAGGGCUGUUCCUUCUAUAACUACUGUAGGACUGUUCCUUCUAUAACUACUGUAGGACUGCUGUUCCUUCUACAACUACUGGAGGGCUGUUCCUUCUACAACUA
Molecule: messenger RNA, 1497 nt
Organism: Salmo salar (Atlantic salmon)
Lineage: Eukaryota; Metazoa; Chordata; Actinopteri; Salmoniformes; Salmonidae
Gene: cfap300
Product: cilia and flagella associated protein 300
Source: RefSeq, a predicted model, not a curated record